AUACAAAUAUACUUUAGAUGAACUUAUCAACGGUCAUUUAUUUUACCUCGAACCAGCAAAAACUGCCUUUAAUCUUGAUAUUAAACCUAUAAGCUAUCCUGACAAAUGUGAAUUAGUACAAUUACAUUUGAAUGCCAGACAUGGAUCGAGGCAUCCGGAUCCAUUCGAUAUCGUUGCUUACGAUGCAUUGGAAAAAAUAUUUGCCAAUGUUCAUAUUGCAAAAGAAUGGUAUAAAAACCCCUUCCCAGCGAGGAAGGUUCUUCAAUUGAUCAAACGAGGAGAACUCGAACCUUAUUACGAUGGGAUACAAAGUC
Messenger RNA from Funneliformis mosseae, 314 nucleotides. NCBI's taxonomy places the organism in Eukaryota, Fungi, Glomeromycota, Glomeromycetes, Glomerales, Glomeraceae. The record is from the annotation of a GenBank genome assembly.